Messenger RNA from Xenopus laevis (African clawed frog), 6583 nucleotides. It is a transcript of the gene dicer1.L, whose product is annotated as dicer 1, ribonuclease III L homeolog. Gene Ontology annotation, biological process: regulation of multicellular organismal process; post-transcriptional gene silencing; apoptotic DNA fragmentation. The record is from RefSeq and is a predicted model, not a curated record. Lineage: Eukaryota; Metazoa; Chordata; Amphibia; Anura; Pipidae. Gene Ontology annotation, cellular component: cytoplasm; RISC-loading complex; nucleus. Bases 408 to 6083 code for a protein of 1891 amino acids. Gene Ontology annotation, molecular function: deoxyribonuclease I activity; nucleic acid binding; RNA binding. The transcript has 28 exons.
GUUUCCUGCCUCCAUAUGUGUAUGGCAGCAUUGUUACCGGUGCACGUACUGAAACAGAGUGGAAUAAGCUGAAUCAUGUUAUAAAAUAUCCACGGUGCAGGCAUGCUUGGUAUUUGGGGUAACCCUGUAGAUGGUAUAGGUCAUCGUUAUUCUCUUACAGUAUAUAGUGCACUUUGCAUAAUGACAGGCUAAGUCGUGCUGUUGGCAGUGGGUUUCAUGGAUCAUGUGACGAGCAGACUGAUGCUUGCCUAGAAUAUGAUUUGUUGCAAACAGAUAUCAUGAUGUCAGAAUGCAUUUCAAUUGUCAUUGGAAGAUAUUCAUACUGAGACGCAAACGGCAAAGUAGGCAGAUUAAAAUGAUUUAAAUCACUGGAUUUAUGAAAGCCCUGCAUUUUGCAGUCCCUCAGCAUGGCAGGACUUCAGCUCAUGACUCCAGCCUCCUCUCCAAUGGGUCCCUUUUUUGGGCUGCCCUGGCAACAGGAGGCUAUUCAUGACAACAUUUAUACCCCACGGAAAUAUCAGGUGGAACUACUCGAAGCAGCAUUGGAUCAUAAUACCAUAGUAUGUUUGAAUUCUGGCUCAGGGAAGACAUUUAUUGCAGUACUACUCAGUAAAGAGCUGUCAUACCAGAUCCGUGGGGACUUCAGCAAAAAUGCCAAGAGGACUGUGUUUCUGGUCAAUUCCGAGAAACAGGUUUCUCAACAAGUGUCUGCUGUCAGGACCCAUACAGACCUCAAGGUGGGGGAAUAUUCAGAUCUACAAAAAACACAAUGCUGGGCAAAAGAAAAAUGGUACCAGGAAUUUGAAACUCGUCAGGUCUUGGUCAUGACCUGCCACAUCUUCCUGAACGUUCUGAAAAGUGGGAAUGUGUCAUUGUCAAACAUUAAUCUGUUGGUGUUUGACGAAUGUCAUCUUGCAAUUCAAGAUCACCCAUAUCGAGAAAUCAUGAAGAUAUGUGAGAGUUGCCAGCCGUGCCCUCGGAUCCUGGGUCUAACUGCUUCAAUAUUAAAUGGAAAAUGUGACCCUCGUGACCUAGAGGAAAAGAUCCAGAAACUAGAGAAAAUAUUAAGGAGUAAUGCAGAAACUGCAACUGAUUUGGUUGUUUUAGACAGGUAUGCUUCCCAGCCAUGUGAAAUUGUGUUGGACUGUGGGCCAUACGUUGACAGAAGUGGACUGUUUCAAAGACUUUUAAAUGAAUUAGAUGAAGCACUUAACUUUCUCAUUGACUGUAAUAUUUCCACACAUUCUAAAGAGAGAGAUUCCACAAUAAUUUCAAAACAGAUUCUGUCAGACUGUCGGGCUGUUCUGUUAGUCUUGGGACCAUGGUGUGCUGAUAAAGUUGCGGGGAUGAUGGUGAGAGAGCUGCAGAAGUAUAUCAAACAUGAGCAGGAAGAACUGCACAGAAAAUUCCUUUUGUUUACAGACACUAUCUUAAGGAAGAUCCAUGCUCUUUGUGAGGAACACUUCUCACCAGCCUCUCUUGAUAUGAAAUUUGUCACGCCUAAAGUUAUAAAACUUCUGGAAAUCUUGCGCAAAUAUAAACCCUAUGAACGGCAGCAAUUUGAAAGUGUUGAAUGGUAUAACAAUAGAAAUCAGGAUAACUAUGUGUCUUGGAGUGAUUCUGAAGAUGAUGAUGAUGACGAAGAUGAAGAAAUUGAGGAGAAAGAAAAAACGGAAACAAGUUUUCCAUCCCCAUUCACAAACAUUCUGUGUGGCAUCAUCUUCGUGGAACGUAGAUACACAGCCGUAGUAUUAAACAGGUUAAUUAAAGAAGCCGGGAAGCAAGAUCCAGAGCUGGCCUAUAUCAGUAGCAACUUUAUUACAGGACACGGCAUAGGAAAGAACCAGCCACGCAAUAAGCAGAUGGAAGUUGAGUUCAGAAAGCAGGAAGAGGUUCUUCGUAAAUUUCGUGCACACGAAACCAACUUGUUGAUAGCUACAAGCAUUGUUGAGGAAGGAGUGGACAUACCAAAAUGCAACUUGGUGGUUCGAUUUGAUUUACCUUCAGAGUACAGAUCCUAUGUUCAAUCCAAAGGCAGAGCCAGAGCACCAAUCUCAAAUUACAUCAUGCUAGCUGAUAGUGAUAAAAUAAAGACAUUUGAAGAGGACCUUAAAACAUACAAAGCAAUCGAAAAGAUUUUGCGGAACAAAUGCUCAAAAUCCAUUGAUUGUGGAAAUACGGAAUCUGAGCCCGUUGUGGAUGAUGAUGAAAUAUUUCCACCUUACGUAUUGAGACAGGAUGAUGGCAGCCCACGAGUUACAAUCAACACAGCUAUUGGACAUAUCAACAGGUACUGUGCUAGGCUACCUAGUGACCCAUUUACUCAUCUUGCUCCUAAGUGCAAAACACGAGAGAUGUCUGAUGGACCUUAUCGCUCAACUCUCUACCUGCCAAUUAAUUCUCCACUUAGAGCCCCCAUUGUUGGCCCUCCGAUGAACUGUGCAAGGCUAGCUGAGAGAGCUGUAGCUCUUAUAUGCUGUAAGAAACUACAUGAAAUUGGCGAACUGGACGACCAUUUAAUGCCUGUUGGCAAGGAAACUGUAAAAUAUGAGGAGGAGCUUGAUUUGCAUGAUGAGGAAGAAACCAGUGUUCCAGGCAGACCUGGAUCCACAAAAAGAAGGCAGUGCUAUCCAAAAGCUAUCCCUGAAUGUUUACGGAACAGCUACCCCAAGCCCGGUCAGCCUUGUUACUUGUAUGUCAUAGGAAUGGUAUUAACCACUCCUCUACCAGAUGAACUUAAUUUUAGGAGACGGAAACUGUAUCCCCCUGAAGACACAACAAGAUGUUUUGGAAUACUGACUGCCAAACCCAUACCUCAGAUUCCUCACUUUCCUGUCUAUACUCGCUCAGGAGAGGUGACCAUAUCAAUUGAACUGAAGAAGUCUGGUUUUACAUUAAACUUAGAACAACUUGAGCUCAUUACUAGACUCCACCAGUACAUUUUUUCACAUAUUCUUCGUCUUGAGAAACCUGCACUAGAAUUUAAACCCACAGUAGCCGAUUGUGCUUACUGUGUUCUACCUCUUAAUGUUGUAAAUGAUUCUGGCACUUUGGACAUUGAUUUCAAAUUUGUAGAAGAUAUUGAGAAAUCAGAAGCACGUACUGGUAUACCUAAUACACAGUAUUCAGCUGAAAGUCCUUUUAUUUUCAAAUUAGAAGACUACCAGGAUGCAGUUAUCAUUCCAAGAUAUCGAAAUUUUGACCAGCCACACAGAUUUUAUGUAGCUGAUGUAUACACUGAUCUUACACCACUCAGCAAGUUUCCUUCCCCUGAAUAUGAAACAUUUGCUGAAUAUUACAAAACAAAGUAUAACCUCGAUCUCACAAACCUCAAUCAGCCACUUUUGGAUGUGGACCACACAUCGUCAAGACUUAAUUUGCUGACUCCUCGCCAUCUGAAUCAGAAGGGGAAAGCUCUCCCUCUAAGCAGUGCUGAAAAGAGAAAAGCCAAAUGGGAGAGUUUACAAAACAAACAGAUCCUGGUUCCAGAGCUUUGUGCUAUACAUCCAGUCCCAGCAUCCUUAUGGAGAAAAGCGGUUUGCUUGCCAAGCAUACUUUAUCGAUUGCAUUGCCUUCUUACAGCAGAAGAACUGAGAGCCCAAACCGCUAUUGAUGCUGGAGUAGGGGUCAAAUCUCUUCCUGAAGACUUCCGAUACCCAAAUUUGGAUUUUGGAUGGAAAAGGUCUAUAGACAGUAAAACAUUCAUCUCUAGUCAAAGCUCCUCAGCUGUCGAAAGUGAAGGUGACUGCAGACUCAAUACAACCAUGGUCCCUGACAGUGCUACAAGUUCAGCUGCUAAUCAUGUAAUCUACACGCAAACUAAUGACCAAAUGUCUGUGAACUGCACACCGCUAUGUCAGAAAUCUCUGAGUGACCUCCGAGGGGUUUGCUUCUCUGAGGAUUACAAAGCAAUUAAUGGUGUUUCUUGCAAUGGUGUUACCAGUGAUUCGGAAGCAGAAAGUGGUGUGUGUUUCCAGAAGGAUGAACGAAUUGCCUGCACGCAGGAAAUACCUGAAAAAUCUACCUCGUUUCACAUUCAGAAUUUACCUAAGGAGAACCAGCCCAUACUUAAUGAAUGUACUCUGAGCAAAAAGUUUCUUGAUGGAAAUGUCAGCAAACCUACCUCAGAUGAGUGCCCCAGCACCUGUACUUCAGACAUGCAAUAUGAAAGUGGGCUUUCCAAUGGGUACUCUUCAAAAACUCUUGGCCCCAACCCUGGUCUUAUCCUUCAGGCCUUGACUCUGUCCAAUGCAAGUGAUGGUUUCAAUCUGGAGCGUCUUGAAAUGCUUGGUGACUCAUUCUUGAAACAUGCCAUUACCACAUAUCUGUUCUGCACAUACCCUGAUGCUCAUGAGGGUCGUCUGUCCUAUAUGCGCAGCAAGAAGGUCAGUAACUGUAACCUUUAUCGGCUUGGAAAAAAGAAAGGCUCACCCAGCCGGAUGGUGGUGUCCAUUUUCGAUCCACCUGUUAACUGGCUUCCCCCUGGUUAUAUUGUUAACCAGGACAAGAGUUCUGAUAAGUGGGAAAGUAAUGAAACGUCUGGUGAGGGUGUGAUGGCUAAUGGCAAAAUUGAUGAAGACUUUGAUGAUGAUGAUGAAGAAGAUGAAGAUCUUAUGUGGAGGAAUCCAAAAGAGGAAACCGAUUUUGAUGAUGACUUUCUAGAAUAUGAUCAAGAGCAUAUAAAAUUCAUUGACAGCAUGUUAAUGGGAUCUGGGGCAUUUGUGAAGAAAAUACCUCUGUCUUCAUUUGCACCCCCAGACCAGAAUUAUGAAUGGAGGGCACCAAAGAAACCUCUACUGGAAAGUGCUCAGUUUCCUUCUGAAUUUGAUGAUUUUGAUUACAGUUCUUGGGAUGCCAUGUGUUAUUUGGAUCCCAGCAAGGCUGUAGAGGAGGAUGACUUUGUAGUAGGCUUUUGGAAUCCAUCGGAAGAGAACUGUGGAACUGAUGUUGGAAAGCAGUCCAUUUCGUAUGACCUACACACAGAGCAGUGUAUUGCAGACAAAAGUAUUGCUGACUGUGUAGAGGCUUUAUUAGGCUGCUAUCUGACCAGUUGUGGUGAGAGAGCUGCGCAACUGUUUCUUUGUUCUUUGGGCUUAAAAGUGCUCCCACAAGUAAGAAGGUCUGUUACUAGCACAAAUUCCAUUAGUGCAUCAUCAUCUUACCAGAAAACAAGCACCAGAGACAUCUGCACUCUUAACUCUGAGCUGUCUUCUUGCAAAGGCGUGGAAUACGGUUAUUUAAAGAUCCCUCCGAGGUGUAUGUUUGAGCACCCAGAUGCUGAAAAAACCCUUGACCAUCUAAUAUCUGGUUUUGAGAACUUUGAGAAGAAAAUAAACUAUCCAUUUAAAAACAAGGCCUACCUUCUACAGGCUUUUACACAUGCCUCUUACCACUACAAUACUAUAACUGAUUGCUACCAGCGUUUAGAAUUUCUUGGAGAUGCAAUUUUGGACUACCUCAUUACUAAGCACCUUUAUGAAGACCCACGCCAGCACUCACCAGGAGUCCUCACUGACCUGCGUUCUGCUCUUGUGAAUAACACCAUAUUUGCAUCUCUAGCUGUGAAAUAUGACUACCAUAAAUACUUCAAGGCCAUCUCUCCUGAACUGUUCCAUGUAAUUGAUGAUUUUGUGCAAUUUCAGCUUGAAAAAAAUGAAAUGCAAGGGAUGGAUUCUGAGUUACGUAGGUCUGAAGAAGACGAAGAGAAAGAAGAGGAUAUUGAAGUCCCAAAAGCAAUGGGAGACAUAUUUGAGUCACUUGCGGGAGCUAUUUAUAUGGACAGCGGCAUGUCGUUGGAAACUGUAUGGCGUGUGUACUAUCCUAUGAUGCAUCCACUAAUUGAAAAAUUCUCUGCUAAUGUUCCUCGUUCCCCAGUGAGAGAAUUGCUGGAAAUGGAGCCUGAAACUGCUAAAUUCAGUCCGGCUGAAAGAACAUACGAUGGAAAAGUCAGAGUGACAGUGGAAGUUGUUGGAAAAGGAAAAUUUAAAGGAGUUGGAAGAAGUUACAGAAUUGCCAAAUCUGCAGCAGCCAGGAGAGCACUAAGAAGCCUCAAAGCAAAUCAAUCUCAGGUCCCCAACAGCUGAGUAUUCCUGCUCUUCACUGCCGGAAGAGAAUUCAUCCCAAAGCUGAGCUCUAUCCUCCAGAAAGGCAGAAUUUCUGAUCAUACUUUUGACACCUCUACAAUGGAAUUGUGUUCUAAGAGGAACAAAAAAUAGAUUUUAUUAUGUUCAGGCACCUAAUAGACAACGGAAAGGAUGCGUAUUUGGGAGACAAGUUGUAAGCCUCUCCUCCUGCAGGGCACUGUGGGAGGGGAAAAGCAUUUUAUGUUUUGCUCCAACUCAAUCUUGUCUUCUUUUCUCCCUUUUGCUUUGGUUAAUCACGAGUGCUUUAUGUCUUUCCCAUUCCUAUUUCUAACUAAGAUCUGCUCCUUUUGGUUUUGGGUUUAAGUGCAUAAAGGGUUCAACUUGUGCCUCGAAAUACGUGAAUGAAAAAAAAGUGUGUGGGUAUAUAUAUAUAUAUAUACAGUAUGUGUAAAUUAUAUACAUGAUAUUACACACCCACACACAUAAGUAUGUCUACACAC